UGUUGUUUCAGACUUGGGAGUUUAAUAUGGAAGUGAAGCUUUAGACAUUGUGUAUUUUGGUACUAUGCUAUUAAACCAUUUCUCUUUUCCAGAGGUAAACACAUUCCUAAGCAUUUGCAAUUUUGGAAAUCUUGAAUUGGAUCUUCCUGCCGAAAGCGCCUUUGGAUUUCUGAUGUAAUUCCCACAUCAGGGCUACCUGAGGGUUCUUUUCAAGACCCUGACCUGGAGUUAUAUGCUGACUUUGGUUCUUUGCGGGCCCAGGAUCCGCUCUCAUGGUCUUACGACUGGCUGCUAUUCGAUAUACCAAGGAUGUGGCCUAGAAGACCAGCGCACCUUCGGGAUUUCCUGGCUCUGGAGGCGGGCGGACUCGAGGUUCGUGCCGCUGUCCGGUGUGUCGUGGGAGACGGAAGAUCAAAAACAGUGAGCUGGCCACUGGCUGUGUACCCAGAGACCCGAGCUCUUUGGGCACAGAGCUCAGAAAAUGUGACGCAGCAGACUUUUAACAUCGUAAAUCAGCGAGUUGUUUGUGAUGUCUCCCCUCUCACUGUGAAAUGGGGACAUCUCUCUUUCCAUUAUUAGGGAGAGAGCGAGCCUGUGAGAGAAAUGGACCGGUUGAUGGACUAGUGCCAACUGAAGGCUGUUCCCAUAUCUGGAUAACAUCACCAUCUGCGGUCACGACCAGCAGGAUCACGACAACAACCUCCGAAAUUUUUUCCAAGCGGCCAAAGCUUUACAAGUGUGUGUUUGGAACCACCCAACUUGCUAUCCUUGGGAAAUCGACCACCAGGACCACCCUACCGGCUUGGCUGACGUCCCCGGGGCCAGUGCUGCUCCGGAAACAUGCGAGGAGCAAUAAAUACUCCCCGCUGGUCGAGCGGGUUCACCUUCUACAUGCAAACCCCCAGUAUGCCUACGUGGUCUUACCUGAUGGGCGGGAGGACAUGGUCUCCGUCCGCGACCUGGCGCCUGCAGGAGCACCAGACCCCUACCCUGAACACUCCACGGUGACUGUGAACCCCGUACCCACCAGGGUGUAUACCCACGAGACACCACGCACUCCAAGCCCUACACAGACACCACAUGACACUCCUAUACCGGGCACGACGCACAUGCACGAGGGAUUACCGACACCUAACGUGCUGGCACCUCAAGUCAGGCCGGAGCCAGCACAACCACUGUUGCUGGUGCAAUCACCACCAGUGCUACGUAGAUUGCAGCGAUGGACUCGACCACAUGAUAGACUUGACCUGUAAAUAUACUUGUCUUAAAUAUUGUCAGUCACUUCACCCCACGGGACUCUCUUUUUAAAAAGGAGGGGUGAAUGUGGGAAACCAUGUACAUAGGUUGUAAUUGGGUUAUCUGUCUGGAUGUUCCUGGACACGCCCCUCUGCUGACUGCUCCUCUGGCUCCUCCCACAGACCCCUGAAUAAAGGCAAUUGGGGUACUGCUCCUCCCACUGUCCAAG
This is a messenger RNA of Hypanus sabinus (Atlantic stingray), 1465 nucleotides long. RefSeq lists its product as uncharacterized. Bases 552 to 1253 code for a protein of 233 amino acids. The record is from RefSeq and is a predicted model, not a curated record. NCBI's taxonomy places the organism in Eukaryota, Metazoa, Chordata, Chondrichthyes, Myliobatiformes, Dasyatidae. The transcript has 4 exons.